Capronia coronata CBS 617.96 is the source of this 705-nucleotide messenger RNA. RefSeq lists its product as uncharacterized. Gene Ontology annotation, biological process: proteasome regulatory particle assembly. The record is from RefSeq and is a predicted model, not a curated record. NCBI's taxonomy places the organism in Eukaryota, Fungi, Ascomycota, Eurotiomycetes, Chaetothyriales, Herpotrichiellaceae. Gene Ontology annotation, cellular component: cytoplasm; nucleus. Gene Ontology annotation, molecular function: protein binding. Bases 1 to 705 code for a protein of 234 amino acids. The transcript has a single exon.
AUGGGACUUCCAAUGGAUCCUAAUCUCGCUGAAAUUCAUGUCCCGAGCGGGCCUACUUCGGUUCACCAGGCUGAAUCAUUUGAAGGCCUCACCCUACAGCAACUGAUCUCCCGCAAGGAUAACCUCGAAGCAGAGUUGAAAGCCCUGGGCACUGUCUUGGACAGUCAUGGCGUUACGAUGGAGACCAGUCUGACAACCUUUGACGGCUAUCCAAGAUCAGACAUAGACGUGGCACAAGUUCGAGUUACUAGAGCACGCAUCAUCGCCCUUCGCAAUGACUGGAAGGCCUUAAUGGACAAGAUCGAGAAGGGCCUUCAUGAACAUCAUGCUAAAUAUCAGGCAUCAGACGAAUACAAAAACUCUCUCACUCGCCCCCAAUCAGAACCUACGCCUACAUCCGCACAAACGCCCUCCGCUCCAGAGACACCUUUUGCAAAGGUCAGCAGAGUUGAGCCUGGCAGCCCGGCAAACGAGGCUGGUCUCAAAUCGGGAGACCUGAUAAGAAGGUUUGGAGAUGUGAUAUGGUCAAACCACGAGAGAUUGCGCAAAGUCGGGGAAACCGUGGGUCAGAAUUUGAAUCGACCAAUCUCGGUCAAGAUUUCUCGGGGCAACGGUUCUGAAGCGCAAGAGCUGGAGCUUAAGCUUACACCAAGGCAGAACUGGGGAGGUAGAGGAACCUUGGGAUGCCAUAUUGUUCCUGUAUGA